AUGGAGACCUUCCCGCCAGCCCAAGAGCCCGAUGAGGGCUAUUCCGAGCAUCCCCUCAACACUUCCGCUUCGGGUAGUAUACAGGAUAAUGCCACCACCCUGGCUUUGCGAUCCUCCGCUGAACUCCCGGCCUGGAUAGCCGCACAUAUGCCUAAACUGACGGUACAAGAAAAGAAGCGUCUCGCCAUGCUUAUACUAAAUGAACUCCCCACCACAGACAUCGCGGAUAUCGUCAUGACUCAACUCAACCCGCGUCUUUACAUUAACUUUGUACAUUACUUACCCCCUGAGAUCUGCCUUAAAGUCCUAGGGUAUUUAGACGCAGAGUCAUUAAUCCAUGUUGCUCUAUGUUGCCGAGGAUGGUACGAUUUAGCUUCAGAUCGAAAACUAUGGGAGAAGUUGUACUAUCUGGAAGGCUGGAAAGCGAUUAAGGCUGAGAUUACACUUGCCGAGGAGCGAAUGAAUGAGAACUCUACCGCCUCUCAGAUGCACCCUCAGAGGAUCAGAUCAGCCGAAGGUGGCCAUACCACGAAGAAAAGAGCCAUAUCCGAUCCGGUAGUUAAAGAGGAAGAUCAGGAUGCAGACGACUACGAAAUGAUCGAUGCCGAUAGCGCCAUGGCUCAGGAUCAUACUGAUACGCACAUGUCAGGCACCAGUCUUUUCGGUGGGCCGCAAGGAGGGGGAAAUAGUUCCUCUCAAAGUAACAAAAAGCUGCGUGGCCUUGGACGCAUCAUGAAGUCACCGAGCCCCAUGUCACAUUCAAAAGAUAGAGCAGGCUCACGGUUCGAUAAAGGCAAAGGGAAGGCUAUAGCCGAGACACCAUCCACCGCGUCUUCACCAGCUGAAUCGGGCAAUGCCCAGUCAACAAUACCUCAAUCAACGCUCUGGAUAUAUGACUGGCGAGACAAGCGAUACAAGAUUAGUUGGAAGUAUCUGUACAGCAUGCGGCGGAAAUUGGAGAGUAACUGGGAGCGCGGCCGUUACGCCAAUUUCCAACUACCACACCCAGAUCACCCCGAGGAAGGGCAUAAGGAGUGCAUUUAUAGCCUUCAGUAUAAUUCGGAAUAUCUCGUCAGUGGCAGCAGGGACCGUACUCUUCGUAUAUGGAACCUUCACACCAGACGCUUAGUGCGCCCGCCCUUAGCUGGACAUAAUGGUUCAGUCUUGUGCCUUCAGUUUGAUUCGGAUCCUGAAGAAGACCUCAUUGUCUCUGGGAGCAGUGAUUCAGACGUCAUACUGUGGAGAUUCUCAACAGGUGAAAUUUUACAACGUCUGAAGAGGGCGCAUAGAGAGUCUGUGUUAAACGUCAAGUUUGACAAGCGGAUAUUAGUAACUUGCUCCAAGGAUAAAACGAUCAAGAUUUUUAACCGCCAACCCCUGAGGCCUGGUGACCUCGGCUAUAAUGAAUCGGCUGUGAGCCCGGUUCCAGUGAAGCUCCAGAACUAUGGUUAUGACGACUCGCCUUUGAAUCAAUUGGCCAUCACACCGCCCUAUACCAUGAUUGCUUGUUUAGAAGGCCACGGCGCAGCUGUCAACGCUGUUCAGAUAUGUGAUAGGGAAAUUGUGUCCGCCAGUGGCGAUCGGAAUAUUAAGCUGUGGGACUGGCCGAAGCAGGUCGUGAAACGCACAUUCGUUGGACAUGGAAAAGGCAUUGCGUGUGUCCAGUAUGAUGGCCGGCGAAUCGUGAGCGGUAGCAGUGACAACGAGGUCAAGGUUUUCGAUUGUGAAUCCGGUCUCGAGGUCGCCAGUCUACGUGCGCACACUAACUUGGUGCGAACAGUCCAGGCUGGUUUCGGUGACCUACCUUAUAGUCGGGAAGAGGACCAGCUGGAAGCGAGAGCCGUUGACCAGGCGUAUUUCAGGGCUCUCAAUUCAGGUUCCCUCGAUGACGCACGGCCCAGCAGGCGACGCGCUUACAAUCCCGGUAGCCGCCGCCCCGAAGAUAUUACGGCAUAUGGAGCCAAGUUGCCUCCCGGUGGCGGCGGUGGGCCAUACGGAAGGAUUGUCUCUGGCUCUUAUGAUCAGAGCAUUAUCAUUUGGCGCCGAGAUCGAGAAGGUGCUUGGAAAAGUGCACAUAUUCUUCGACAAGAAGAGGGUGCUGCAUCAGCUUUGAGACAGGGCUCAUCUGUGACCCAUCGACCAUCUCCAGGGAUUGCGGAUGCCAUGAAUACUGCAAAUCACUCAACAGAUCAGGCAAUUACAAACCGACCGCCUAGCCAGCCGACCAGUGGAACUUCAGCCCUGCACCGAGCACCACCUACGUACACUCAAGUUGACCAUCCCAUCCACGCCACCAUCACCCCUCAAACCACAGCAUCCUACACUCAAAUGAUCGACAGCGCCGUACCACAGGGACCUGCUGCUCUACUCGCGGCCCUAACCUCAUAUCCUACAAUGCUAACUUAUAAUUCACAUAUCCAAGCAGCCAUCGAUCGCGAGCCCGAUCCAAUGGUGCGUUCACAGUUACGACAAGUAGUCAGCACCAGUCUCGUCAGAGCGCAAAUCGCACAAAAUAGGAUGCGGGAAUCUAUGCAGCAAGCCUUGACGGCAGAGGCUUCAUCGUCCCACAUGCCUAGUUCGAGUUCUCAAGCCGUACAUAUGGCACCUUCGCGGCCAAGUCAGCCACUAAGUCUAUCACAACUAUUGAAUGGAGACCCCCCAGGCCCGUCCACCUCAGUCCAAGGAACGACUUCCAGUACUACUGCUAGCGGUGGCCCGCCGCCUGCCACAACAUCCAGCACACACCCGCACCAUUCCCACCAUACUCACCAUGCUAUUUCGCAGCAGCCAGCCUCGCAAUCCUAUGCAAUGCAUGUACUACAUCAAUUGCAAUCUGGGCCUAUGUCACACGGGGAAACACGAGAUCAGGGCCAGGGGCAAUCGCAAGGACAGCCACAUACCCAAACACCGCAGUUUCUUCCGUAUCCUCACGCUACUAACGCACCAAGCAACCAUUCGACACAUGCGCAACCAGCGGAUACAAGUCCGGCCAGGAUCUUCAAGCUACAAUUUGACGCACGAAGGAUUAUUUGUUGCAGUCAAGUUAGUACCAUUGUAGGAUGGGACUUCUGUAACGGAGAAGCCGACCUGGAAGAGGUCGCGAGGUUCUUUGGGACCGUCGAGUAG
Messenger RNA from Xylaria bambusicola, 3126 nucleotides. RefSeq lists its product as uncharacterized. The transcript is spliced from 2 exons. The record is from RefSeq and is a predicted model, not a curated record. NCBI's taxonomy places the organism in Eukaryota, Fungi, Ascomycota, Sordariomycetes, Xylariales, Xylariaceae. Bases 1 to 3126 code for a protein of 1041 amino acids. Gene Ontology annotation, molecular function: protein binding.